AUGGACUCGAUGGAGGGGCGUUCGAGGGUGCAGCAGAACGACUUGCUGCUGCACGAGGCGGUCAUCAAGAACGAGCCAGAAGCCGUCAUCGAAGCCCUACAGAGACCUACUGAUGUCAACUGUAGAAAUAAUUACGGCAGAGCACCGAUCCACUGGGCGGCAAGCAGAGGCAAUGUGGCUAUCAUCAAAUUGCUCAUCGAAGCCAAGUGUGACAUUGAAGCGGCUGACAAGUUCGGAAUGCGACCACUUCUAAUGGCCGCAUGGCAUGGACAUCUAGAAGCCGUGAAGACACUCGUCGCAGCAGGGGCUUGCCUGGCGGCUACUAACAAGAAACAGAACGACCUCCUGCAAUGCGCUUGUUCCCGCGGAGCCCUGGACGUGGCGUCCUACGCCAUUGAACUGGGGGCAAAUGUGCAAGGAACCGACGCUAGCGGUGACGCGCCGCUAGCGUUAGCAUCCCGCGCUGGUCAUGCGGCCCUGGUAGAUCUGCUGUUGGAAAAGGGGGGUUACAUAGACGCCGUUAAUAAGGUGGGCCGCACAGCGUUACACGUCGCGUGCGAGGGCGGGCAUUGCACGACCGCGUCGCUUCUCAUCUCGAAGGGGGCGAGCAAGGAAGCCCGGGACAAUUCGGGAAGGACGCCCCUCCACCUGGCGGCCGUGCAUCGGCACACUGAGCUCGUUGGCGUAUUGCUGGAUUGUCAGUGCUUUGUCGAUGCUGUGGACAAUAACGGCGUCACAGCCCUACAGAUGGCAUGUGCGCAAGGUUGUCGCGGCAUCGCAAUGCACCUGCUGAAAGCUGGCGCGAACGUGCAUCUACAGAACAAUGUAGGAUCAUCAGCCCUCCAUGCGGCGUGCGCGGCGGACGCGGCGGAUAUCGUGGAGUUGCUGCUGGCGAGAGGCGCUGACCCCACAGUCACUGAUCAGUGGUCCCAGUCCCCUGUGAGCGUGGCAGGGGGGGCCGCCGAGGGUCCCCCUGAAGGGUUCCGCCGCGCCGCCAGGGGUUCCUUUUCAGCUAUAUUAGAUCUACUGACCGCGACAACCAAUCUGGAUCAACGACAGGAGCAAUCAGACGGGUCCACAUCUCGACGCAACAGUGACAAGUACGGUGGUCACUCUCCUUCUUCCAGCGAAACAAUGGAUCAGGACAGUGAGCGGUGAUGGUCGGCCACCACUCUGCUCGACAGGCUGGCACAGCGAG
Messenger RNA from Amyelois transitella, 1198 nucleotides. Its product is annotated as ankyrin repeat domain-containing protein 29-like. The coding region runs from base 1 to 1158 and encodes 385 amino acids. The transcript is spliced from 11 exons. The record is from RefSeq and is a predicted model, not a curated record. Gene Ontology annotation, molecular function: protein binding. NCBI's taxonomy places the organism in Eukaryota, Metazoa, Arthropoda, Insecta, Lepidoptera, Pyralidae.